GUAAAACUGCAUAAUAUAAAAUUCUUUGUGUUGGACGAAGCGGAUCGUAUGCUCGGCAACGAUUCAUCAUUUUACACAGACGUGAUGAAUUUGGUCCGAACUCCUGGCUUCCCAUCGGUUGCGAACCGUCAGACGCUUUUGUUCAGUGCCACGUUCACAAAGGAAGUUCAGGAUCUAGCCGCCGAGCUGCUGAAAAAAGAUCACGCAUUUGUAUCAAAUGGCAGAGCUGUGGCUGCAAACCCACUUGUCAAACAGCAUUUCGUUGAGGUUGCUUUUUGUUUUAAGUUUGUCGUUGUGAGUUUUGUCACUUGA
This is a messenger RNA of Gongylonema pulchrum, 312 nucleotides long. Lineage: Eukaryota; Metazoa; Nematoda; Chromadorea; Rhabditida; Gongylonematidae. The record is from the annotation of a GenBank genome assembly.